AAUACAUUUGUAAACAAAAGGAUCGUAAUCCUUUUUUUAUUUUCCUCAUAAAAGAUUUAAACAGUUCAAGAGCUCAAAUCAUGUGCUACAUCAGCUACCUACCCGACGGCAUUUCGCAAUAUGUUUUUCAAGAGCUCAAAGCAGGCGCUACAUCAGCUCGAACCUACCUACCCUGCGCCUUUGCGCAAAUGAUUAUGUUAUAAUAACAAAUGCCCACAUACAGAUUUGGCAAUGGCAAUAGCAAUAGAUUUGACAGUAAGUAAGACAUAGAUUUUAUCCUGUCGAGACGGAGCGUAAUGCAAGGCAUACACACAUCAAUUAUUGUAUCAACUUCAACGAAUUGAACAACUGAUUGCUACGUAUAUGGGGCAGUUGUAUGAGGUUGGAUGAAAAUCAAAAUUUUUUGAUAUUUUGUGAAGUUUGUUGUGUUGGUUGAAUAGUGUUUGGGUUGGUUGUGCGAUUUCAAACGAUUUCGCCAUUUUAUUUCGGCUGUCAAAGAGAGCGCGUCUACGGAGCAAAAAAAAAAAAAUAAAAAUGAGUGAAAGCGAUCGACAAAUCCGCGAUUUUAUCGAAGUGUACAAAACCAUGCCGGAGUUAUGGAAUAGCAAACUGGACUGCUACAAAAAUAAAAAUGUACGACGUAGGAGUUAUCAGAAACUUCUGAUAGAAUUUAAAAAAAUAAAAAACGAUGCGUCAAUAGACGAUAUGAAAAAAAAACUGACAAAUAUGCGUACCUGAUAUCGCCGGGAACUGAAAAAAACUUUGCAAAGUGAAACAUCUGGUGCAGGAGCUGAGGAUAUAUACAUUUCACCUCUAUGGUAUUUCGAGGAGCUCGACUUUUUGCGGAACCUGGAAAUACCUGUGCCUGGUGUAACAUCCAUCAGUUCGGAUGAAGAGGAAGAAGCGUCCGUUCGCGUGCAAUCGGUGAAGAAAUUUAAAAAAGUGGCUACGGAAAGAACGGAGAUUUUAAAGAAAGCAACCGAGCAUUUUGAGACAUCCAAAAAACAAAUGGAUGAAACAGAAAUUUAUGCAAUUGCAUGGGCUUGCAUGUACAGGCAAAUGAAACCAGAGCAGCAACUUUUUGCAAAGCAAGCAGUAAACGAAGUGAUGCUGUUGGGCCGAUUUGGAAAAUUAUGUUUCAAUUAUCUGCACAGUCCUUCAAGCUCACCAAAUUUAAGUAGUCUGCAUGUAUCACGAACCAGCUCGCCUUUUGUAAGUAAUGACUCGCCACUUUAUAUCUCGACAUCUUCUGUAAGUCCAACUGAAUCAACAUCACACUCGGCACAUUUUACUUCUUUGCCAACUGGAAGCCCCAUACAAGCAACAUCACAAUCGCAACGUUUUACUUCUGUGCCCAUACAAGCAAAACCACAUUCGCCACGUUUUAUUUCUGUGCCCACUGGAAGCCCCAUCCAAGUAACAUCACAAUCGCAACGUUUUACUUCAGUGCCCAUACAAGCAAAACUACAUUCGCCACGUUUUAUUUCUGUGCCCACUGGAAGCCCCAUCCAAGCAACAUCACAUUCGCAACGUUUUAUUUCUGUGCCCAUACAAGCAAAACCACAUUCGCCACGUUUUAUUUCUGUGCCAACUGGAAGCCCCAUACAAGCAACAUCACAAACAAUUGAAAUAACUCCAGAAUUACACUUUUCGGAUGAAAACGAAAGUCAAUACACGAAUGUUCUUGAUUUGUUUAACGACUCGCAGUAUCAGUGAAAUAAAAGAUAUUAAGAUAGAGUACAUAUAUUUUAUUUUAUUUUUCUCAUUUUUUGUUUAAAUUAUUUUUUUUACUUCAUUUUUUAUGUAUUAGUUAUAAGAGUAUGAAUAUAAGUUUUAUUUAAAGAACACAAAUAAUUUAAUUUUAUAUGUAAA
Bactrocera dorsalis (oriental fruit fly) is the source of this 1872-nucleotide messenger RNA. RefSeq lists its product as uncharacterized. Lineage: Eukaryota; Metazoa; Arthropoda; Insecta; Diptera; Tephritidae. The transcript has 2 exons. Bases 1009 to 1716 code for a protein of 235 amino acids. The record is from RefSeq and is a predicted model, not a curated record.